Hyaloperonospora brassicae is the source of this 1341-nucleotide messenger RNA. NCBI's taxonomy places the organism in Eukaryota, Oomycota, Peronosporomycetes, Peronosporales, Peronosporaceae. The record is from the annotation of a GenBank genome assembly.
AUGCGGGUCCAGACCAUCUCCCGGGUCGAGAAAGACUUCACGCAGGAGGUCCAGUCCGACAAGCUCAAGGUGUUCCGCAAUUACGACCCCGCGCUUCAUCCGUUCGAGCGUCCGCGCGAGUACACUCGUGCGCUGAAUGCCGUGAAACAAGAGCGCAUGUUUGCCAAGCCCUUUGUUGGAGCGCUGGAUGGCCAUUGCGAUGGUGUCACGGCCUUAGCGACGACUCCGUCGAGUCUCGUAGCGCUCGUGAGUGGCGCUGCAGACGGCGAAGUGCGCGUGUGGGACCUGCCUCGACGGAAAUGCGUGUGGAACGUGUACGGCCAUCGCGGCUUUGUGCGUGGUCUGGCCGUAGCACCGGACGGGCACACAUUUUACUCGUGCAGUGAGGACAAGACCGUCAAGCAAUGGGCGCUGCGUGUAAAGAGCGAGGACGAGGACGUCCCGACGGCAUUGGCCACGUUCACUUCCAAGGAACCCUUCCUCGGCAUUGACCAUCACUGGUCGCAGAAGCUAUUUGCCACGUGCGGCUCCAAGGUGCAAGUGUGGGACCCGUCGCGUUCAACGCCCACGCACGAGUUCGCGUGGGGCGCCGACUCGAUCAAUUCCGUCCACUUUAACCCCGCAGAAGCGUCACUCCUAGCGUCGACAGGAUCGGACCGCAAUGUCACAUUGUACGACAUUCGCGUGGCGUCGUCCAUGCGCAAAGUCGUCAUGGAGAUGCGCUCGAACGCGCUCGCGUGGAACCCCAUGGAGCCCAUGAACUUCACAGUCGCCAACGAGAAUCACAACCUGUACACGUUCGACAUGCGCAAGAUGGACCGUGCUAUGAUGGUGCACAAGGAUCAUGUCUCGGCAGUAAUGGACGUGGCGUACUCUCCGACGGGUCGAGAAUUCGUGGCAGGAUCGUACGAUCGGACGAUUCGUAUCUUCAACGUGCGCGCGACGAAAAGCCGUGAAGUGUACCAUACCCAGCGAAUGCAGCGCAUCUUCUCGGUCAAGUUCAGCGCGGACGCGAACUUUGUGCUGUCUGGAAGUGACGACACGAACAUUCGCAUCUGGAAGGCCGAAGCAGCGAAGAAACUCUCCAAGGUCGGGCCACGCGAGCGCCGCAAGAUGGAGUACAACGAGUCCCUGAAAGAACGCUACGAGCAUCUUCGGGAGAUCAGCCGUAUUGCCAAACAUCGACACGUCCCCAAGGCCAUCAAGAAAGCUGCACACGCCAAACGUGAGGCCAGUGCGCGUGACCAGAAGAAGAUGGCGAACCGCCGCGCGCAUGCGAAAGAAGGUGCCGUGCCCCAUACGAACAUUCGAGAAAAGGUCGUUGUCAAGGAACUGGAGUAG